This is a messenger RNA of Lycium barbarum (goji berry), 1866 nucleotides long. Its product is annotated as heavy metal-associated isoprenylated plant protein 28-like. NCBI's taxonomy places the organism in Eukaryota, Viridiplantae, Streptophyta, Magnoliopsida, Solanales, Solanaceae. The record is from RefSeq and is a predicted model, not a curated record. Bases 306 to 590 code for a protein of 94 amino acids. The transcript is spliced from 3 exons. Gene Ontology annotation, molecular function: metal ion binding.
CUUGAACCCUUUAAUUUGCCUUGCGAUCUACUGAUUCUUUUAAUAAAGCAAAGCAAGACCAAAAAAGAAAGCAGAUCAUUCCCAUCACCAAGAUUCACUUUGUUGUUUAUUCCCUUAUUCCCCCUACUUUUAUUCACAUAUAUAUAAGUUGCCUCUCUUGCUAUGUCUUUCAUCCAUUGUUAUUCGUUUGUGCCGUUUUCCAGUGUACACAUUCCUAACUGUAUCAUCAAUAUAAUAUAUCAUAUAUAUCCUUUUUUCUCUUUGUUGCUUGUCCCUCCAUUUGCUUAGCCACUCCAUCAAUCACCAUGAACAUGGAGACAGUUGAAUUGAAGGUAGAGAUGGUAGGAAUACAUGAGAAAAGACUGCGCAAAUGCCUGUCAAAAUUAAAAGGAAUAGAGAAAGUGGAAGUGGACGGGAACAGUCAAAAAGUGGUGGUGACAGGGUAUGCACACAGGAACAGAAUACUAAAAGCAAUAAGGAGGGCUGGUCUAAAAGCAGAAUUCUGGUCUGCUCAAAAUGAGCUCCUUCAAGCUUACGCUGCAUCUGCUUCUCACUCUUCUUUCAGAUUUAACAACUUCUCCUUCUUCUAGCUUUACACACUUGAAUACUACUGUUUAAUUUGUUCUUCUUGAAUACCAUUUUUUUUUUUUUGUUCCUUUCCUGCUUUUAGGAAGCUGUAUACAAAGAAUGAAAUGGAAGAGUUUUGGAUUUAGUUUGAUACAUAGUGUUUGUUACAUUAAGUCCAACUUUAUGAGCGAUGAUAGAUUCGUUUUCGAGUAAUUUAUGUAACAGUUGAAGUUAUAUAUACUAUCAACUUAAUGGUUAUUCGGUUGCUUUUUAUUGCAAUCAUAUUUAAAUCAACCGGUGUCCGGAAGCAUUGUUUGUCGAGAUUAAUUUGGAUUCACAUUGUAAAAAGCACAGUAUGGAAUUUUACCAUUCAUCAAAAGAAACUCUAUUUCUAGAGUUCAAACUCAAAAUCUCUGAGUUACGAUGAAGGAUAGCUAACUAUUCUACCACAUCUCUUGGCGGUAAAUGAAAGAUGCAACGCAAGAACUUUUCAAAGGUAACUAAUCCUAGCAGUACUCUUGUAUCAUCACACUUAAUUUCAAAAUUUUGAUGAGAUCCAAAGCAUUUUAAAGUGAAUUGCAACAUGAGGGAUAAAUAAUUUUUUUCAAAAAGAUCUCGAAAGUAUGAUAUGUAUAUCAAGAAGGUUAUCAAGGUUUAUAUUAUUUUAGUAGUAGCCUAGUAGUAAUAUACAAUUACUCCCUCUGUCCCAAUUUGUUAACACUUUUUGCUUUUCGAGAAUCAAAAUUUUUAAUUUUAAUUGUGUGUUUGAAUAUAAAUUCUCUAAAAUUUUCAUAUUUGAAAACUACGUAAAAAGUAGUACAAGUCACCAUAAUUAAUAACUUAAAAAAUUUAAAAGACAUAUGAAAAAAUUACGAUCAAAGAACAAUUUAUUGAACUCUCAAAAAUCGAAAAGUGCUAAAUAAAUUGGGACGGAGGGAGAAGUAAUGAAAAUACCCCACGUAAAAGCUGUGAAUUCCACCAUUACUCGAUUUCUCCAUUCUCAUACGUAACUAAAAAAAAAGUUAGAAAUAAAAGAAGAGUAUGCCAAGACGAAAUAGCAAUUGGUGGGAUUCAAUGUGACACAAAUAUACUACGUGCUAGCAGUACAUGGAGCCAAGUCUCUCCCUCAAUAUAUAAAAUGAUUAAUAAUUUGUCACGCAAGUAACAUAUCUUCAAAACUUAUUGUAAAGAAUUUUAUAUUAAUUCUAGAUUAUCAAUUUAAUAGCAUAAUAAUAUAACAUGUAAUAUGGGGGAGAUUGAGAUUAGUAAAACUAACAACGAUUGAGAGUCGGAGCAAAA